UGGCGCUGCCUACGAUCCUACAACUUUUAACUUCUCCAGUCGAGACUCGCCUCACUCACGGGACGCAUCUUCGUGCGAUCGUUCGUGCGUUUCUCCCUUCGAAUUUUUCACCAUCUAAAUUUCGUACAAGCUAUUUCAACACGAAACAAUUCUCAUCGAACGAAUAUCGAUAUCAACAAUUCUAGCUUCCCGGUGCUCGUAGUAUGAUCGUGUGGUAAUAAUGAAUUGUACGGAUAUACAGAAUCUACCAAUAAAUUGUUCGAUGAUCUAUUUAAAACGAUAUGCGUAUUUGUACAAUGGACGAUAAAUAACCGAUCAUUUACGCUGCUCCGACCCGAGUUUUAACUUUAAACAAAAAAAUGAGCUUGUAAAGCCGAUUCGUGUGUAAACAGCGCGAAUGUUUUAUUUGCGUGCUUUAUUUUUUGUGGUGGAUAAUGCGAGGAUAAAGAAUCCAUAAAUCGAGAUCACUCUAAAGUUGACGAAGAGUGCCGGAUAUAAUAAGUCAACCCCAUCUAGUGAGCGUGGAUACGAGAUACGGUUACGUCAUGGCAGACUCCCUAUCACCAAAGGCAUCGUGAUGCCGUCCGAUUCAAAUUAUUCGGGCCUGUUGUUGGUGUGGCUGGUGUUGCUCGGUGCCAUUUCACAAUCAGAUUGUUCAACGGAAAUAUUUCCGGUCUGCAAGCCCGGUGAAGAGUUUUGGUCGGUUGAAAAAGGCGCCUGCAGCCCCUGUACAGAAUGCGCCCCGGAGUUCACGUUGAGCCCUUGUGCCAUCCACAAAGACGCGAUAUGCGGUCCCCUUUCGGCCCUCGAGCUCGACUGGUCGUUCCUUUCGACGCGAAGGAAAUCUGAGGCCGGCCAACAGGACCCGGUGACCCCGAGCACGCUCUGGCGUUUCUCCGAGCCGGAGGAACAACGGCGGAAGCCAUCCGAUGUCCGGGAAAGAGAACUCGUCGAUAUUGCUCAAGAGCUUGACCGGAAAGUCGAAUUCCCAUUUGCCGACGACUUCAAGGAUACGACGAAGGACUCCCGAGCAAGAAGAACGAGCGGGGAAGCCGGAGGAAUCCCUUGGGAUUGGCAAACCGGUGCACUGGUACUCGCCGUGUGCGCUUGUAUAGUUUUUUUUCUCGUCGCUGGAUGCUCGGCCCUAGUCUACGUCAGGCAGUGGAGACGGAUGAAGAGAAACUUUGAACCAGCGGGUCUCGAAGAAAUCUCGGCAAGACUGAACCUCAUGGUGAAAGCUGAGCUGGCUGAGUUGACUGCCGGGGCACCAAUGAACCCUGGUGACCCCGAGACCAGGUGCCAGUACCUCGAAAAACUCUUAGACCGGAAACGGGAGACCCCGGUCGUCGCAGCCGGGUGGUCGGGAACCAGUGGCAACCUGUACAUCGAGGAGAGAGAAACAACACCGGGCAGCAAACGAUCACAAAUCGCUCGGAUCCAUCGCAACAUCGAGAGCAUUCUCAGCCACAAAAACACCAGUGAAAAAAACGAAUCGCAAACUACAUGAAAAUAUGCCGCGACGCUUUACAAAAGAGCGUUAUGAAACUUUCAUUUUUUUACUAUCUUUUCUUCGGCUGACAAAUUUCUUACAGUUUUUCUUAAGCGCCUUUUAAUGUCUUCUAAUCGUUUGUUCUUUUUUUUUAAAUCAAUCGCGAUAUCUCUGUCUGCGUGCGCCACUAAGUAUUUUUUCCAUUCUGUCGCUCGAGAUUCGUUAUUUUUUUUAUUCUUUCAUGUAAAUAGCCGCGCCCUAGACCGCUACCGUUUUCGAGCUUUCGGCGCAUCGAUUUUUUUUAAGGGAAACAUAUUGAGUCAUUUAUUUCGUUUUAUUUUUUAUCAGCUUAUACUAAGAAACUUACGGCAAGCCAUUCAUGACUAAUGUAAUCUUAGGGUUAAGGGAGGUGUACAAUUUUGUUGACGAGAGUUCAAAUAAUGGUGGGAGAGCUUUCGAUCUUGAAGCAUCGACCGAAUAAUUGUGUGGCGAAAAUUUUUUGGUACGGCGCAAUCAUGUAUAUUUGCAUUGAUUUUGCACCUCAAAGUCGUUGGCUAAUUGAACGAAAAUUUUAAACCUUUAUUAAUAAAUAUAACUGUUUAUUGAUAAAUCAUUCGUGAGAACAAAAUUUUCGACUCGGAGUCCCGUAACUCGAUGAAAUCUCGAAUUACGCGUGACUGCAAAACUGGCUCAAAAGAAAAAAAAAAGAAGAAGAAAAAACAAGUUGAAAAGAAAAAGAAUAUACACGUUUAUAUUUAUUUUUUAGUUUUAAUGCAAUUUGUAAUAUAAAUUUUCUGCAUCGAUACAUCGUUUUGUGAAAUAAAGAAGGAGACUGAAAGUGA
Venturia canescens is the source of this 2331-nucleotide messenger RNA. It is a transcript of the gene wgn, whose product is annotated as wengen. The coding region runs from base 578 to 1507 and encodes 309 amino acids. Lineage: Eukaryota; Metazoa; Arthropoda; Insecta; Hymenoptera; Ichneumonidae. Gene Ontology annotation, molecular function: protein binding. The record is from RefSeq and is a predicted model, not a curated record. The transcript is spliced from 5 exons.